Symbiodinium natans is the source of this 2016-nucleotide messenger RNA. NCBI's taxonomy places the organism in Eukaryota, Dinophyceae, Suessiales, Symbiodiniaceae. The record is from the annotation of a GenBank genome assembly.
AUGGAGGCGUUGCUAGGGAAAACGCUUUUGCACGGGAAGGGAGAGGUUGCGACACCAUCUCUGCAGGGAGGCGUCGUCGCCCUUUAUUUCUCGGCUGGGUGGUGCCCCCCAUGCAAGGGCUUCACCCCCCAGUUCCGCAAAGUCUACGAUCAUGUGAAGUCCAAGAACAGGGCCUUCGACGUCGUCUUUGUUUCCAGUGACCGUGAUGAGAACUCUUUCCGGGAGUACUUCUCCACAAUGCCUUGGCACGCGUUGCCAUUCUCCGACCGGCCACGGCAGCAGCAACUCUCCACAAUGUUUGGCGUCCGCGGCAUUCCAGCGGUUGUGCUACUCGAUGCGUCUGGACGGCUGCUGGACUCCAACGCACGAGGCAAGGUCAUGGAUCCUGGCUUUCCCCUGUCCCUGCCGCGCUGCAUAGACCUGGCGGCUGCUGAGCUGCCAGAGCCCCAAGGCAGCGUGCAGCUGCUGCUGCGGCACCAAGGGGCCGAGUACGACAUCGAAUGCGAGCCCAGUGAAGGCUGGGAGAUGUUGCGCAUGCAGAUUUACUCCAUGAUCGACGUGCCAUCUGAGCAAUUGAAGCUCUUCGGCUUGGGCCUUCCCAAAGGCCAGCUGGACGAGUCCGUUCCGCUUCCCCGGGCGUUGGCGCGGGGUAUUGAGGCCCAGAAGCACUCCGGCCUCCAGCUGGCCAAGGUACCGCUGGAUGCGAGGAGGGCAUCCUCCAGCUGGAACGAUGACAAGCCAGGAGAACGACAUCACACCGGAACCUUGGACUCUGCCAGCGCCUGGUGCGCCAAGAAAGAGGAUUGCAAUCCGUGGUACCAGUUGGACCUGGGGGAGGUCCAAAACGUGGCUGGCGUCAUGCUGGCCGCCCGUUUGGAUGUCGGCCAGUGGGUCACAAGGUUCCGAGUCGAACUGUCCGAUUCCGAGGAUGGGCCUUGGACUCCGGCUGACGACGGCAGGGAGUUUGCCGGGCCCAGCUACGCAAGCCCCGUGCGUGCCGUCUUUGAAAAUGGUUCGCAGCUCGCUCGCUUCGUUCGAGUACUGCCGGUGAGUCACCAGAACCAUUGCUCGCUUCGGGCAGACGUGCUGCUGGCCGCUGGGGACCCGGACAAACCGCCGGUCAUUGUGGCACUGGGAAACUUCAGUGCCGGAGACCCCUUCGAGCCCGCCACGCCGGAGGUCGCGACAGAUGCUAUGAUGGAGGAGCAGCAUCUUGCGAUGUUGCAGGCGAAGCUCAGCUCACUUCCACCCAAGCUGCAGCACCAGGUCGCAUCCCUUGGCACCGUGCAGGGAUAUGAGAAGAAGCAGCUGCAGCGACAGGCUCUUGACGAAGUUCCAGUUGUUGACCUGGACGCUUCUGUGGACCCAAGGGAGAGCUAUGAGAUCGCCUUCCUCAGAAUGCUGGUGCGGUGGUUCAAGCAUGAGUUUUUCAGCUGGACGAACGCGCCCAGGUGCGAGCACUGCGGCUCCACAGAGACAAAAACGGUUGGUCGGGCAGAGCCGACGCCUGAAGAGCAGCACUUCAAGGCCAACACGGUGGAAGUUGCUGCAUGCUCGAAAUGCGGCGGGCAAACUCGGUUUCCACGUUACAACGAUCCUGCCAAGUUGCUUCAGACCCGGACAGGGCGUUGUGGCGAGUGGGCCAAUUGCUUUACGCUGGUGUGCCGCUCGCUAGGCUAUGAGGCUCGGCAUAUCCACGAUUGGACAGACCACGUCUGGACGGAGAUCUUUUCCGAUUCUAGCAAGAGGUGGAUCCACGUCGAUUCUUGCGAGGCCGCUGUCGAUGCUCCCCUGAUGUAUGAGAAGGGCUGGGGAAAGAAGCUCACGUACUGCAUCGGCUUCGCGCGCGAUCACGUGGUGGAUGUGAGCAAGCGAUACACGCAGAACUUCGAGGAGCUGCUCCCUCGGCGGACGCAGUGCUCGGAAGAGGCCGGCACCUGCAUGGCACCUGCAUGGCACCUGCAUGGCACCUGCAUGGGCAUCUACAUGGCAUCGCUGGUGGGCCCUGAACCUUAA